AUGCCCAACCAUCUCCACCAAGCCAGCAAAAUCGACGCUCUCGGAAAAGCCCACCUGCUAACCCCCAACCCGAAACUCGACGCCGCCCUCUCGAACUCCAAAUCCAACAGCCUCCCCGAUAUAACCAUCACGCCCCUCCAAGGCCAAUACCUCGCCAUCCAAUGCAAGCUCCAGCGCGCCAAGACCGUCCUCGAGAUCGGGACCUUGGGCGGCUACUCGACGAUCUGGUUCGCGAGCACCGGCGCUCACGUAACGUCUAUUGAGAUUAAUCCCAAGCAUCGCGACGUUGCGGUCGAGAAUACGAAGGGGCUGGACGUGGAGAUUGUCUUGGGGGCGGCGCUGGAUGUGUUGCCGAAGUUACAUGCGGAGGGGAAGAAGUUUGAUUUUGUGUUUAUUGAUGCGGCGUGGGAGGAGCAAUUUAGCUAUUUUGAGUGGGCGACGAAACUUGCGAGGGUGGGUGGCGCGAUUUAUGUCGAUAAUGUGGUGAGGGAGUUGUUGGAGGAGGAGGAGUUGGGGGCGGAGGGGAGUUUGGUGAGUAAGGUGGGGAAGAUGAGGGGGGUGCAGGCGAGUUUGAUUACGACUUGUAGUAGUCAUAAGGGGGUGGAGGAGGAGAUGAUGGAUGGCUUCAUGUUGGCGAUUGUUGAGGGUGAGAAUUGA
Molecule: messenger RNA, 657 nt
Organism: Mollisia scopiformis
Lineage: Eukaryota; Fungi; Ascomycota; Leotiomycetes; Helotiales; Mollisiaceae
Product: S-adenosyl-L-methionine-dependent methyltransferase
Exons: 1
Coding region: 1-657 (218 amino acids)
Molecular function (GO): S-adenosylmethionine-dependent methyltransferase activity; O-methyltransferase activity
Source: RefSeq, a predicted model, not a curated record